AUGACUCCAAAUGAACUUCGAAAGUAUGACUACAGAGAACAACAAACAAUGGAAGAAGAAAAAGUAAGGUUGGAGAUAGAAAGAGAAAGGAUACUCUUACAAAGAUUAUACGAGCAAAACAGACAUCUAGAGUACCAGAGAGAGAUAAAAGAACAAGAAGAAAGGCAGAUAGCAGAAAGAGUUCAUCCAAUGGCUGAUUCUACAGUAAUACUGAAGAAACUAGAAGAUAUAUAUGGCACUACACAGACUGAAGAUUCAAUCAUGCAGGAUUUCUUCAGUGCUAAGCAAGAAGACAAAGAAACAACAUCUGACUGGGCUUUAAGGUUAGAAACGAUUAUGCAGUUGGCAGUAGAGACCGUAUUACGGAAAAAGGCUAGAUUUGAGGAAGAUGAUAUAAAACGAACGUCAUCUGAUGCAAGUGUGAAGCAAGUCAAAACACAGAAUACAGAUCAAGAUGCUAGCAAAGAAGUGCAAACUGGUCAGAAAGACGGGAUACAAUUACAACAGAAUAUGAAAACAUCUUCAUAUUACAUGGACAAACAAAUGAACAUGAUGCAAUCAUUGAUGGAUAAAAUGAAAGAGCUGGUAAAGGAGAUAGUGAACACGAAAACAAAGAGCAGGAAAGAUCUGAGAUCCCGAGUAACCAAGACACACAACGAGGCUAUUCAUAUAGAGGAAGAGGAAGAUAUCAACGGGGAUAUAGAGCAUACUAUAACCCUAACUAUGGUCUACCAAAAUAUAAGUCCUACAGAGACUAAUAUGACAGUAGAAGUCAUAGAUACAACGGUCAACCCCAAAGGAAAGACGAAGAGUCCAGUGAUGCUUCAAAAGAGGCCAAACAACCAAACAAAAGUCCAGAACCAAUGA
Messenger RNA from Mercenaria mercenaria, 867 nucleotides. RefSeq lists its product as uncharacterized. The record is from RefSeq and is a predicted model, not a curated record. NCBI's taxonomy places the organism in Eukaryota, Metazoa, Mollusca, Bivalvia, Venerida, Veneridae. The transcript has 3 exons. The coding region runs from base 1 to 867 and encodes 288 amino acids.